GCUGCCGGAGUCCCGCCACCCCCGCAUCCCGCGCCCCAUCCGGCCCCCCACGCCCCUCUCCCUCUUCUGCGCCUCUCUGCCCCCCGCCCCAAGCUCCUCGCCCCUCUCCCAGUGUCCCUCUCCACGAUUCCCCGCGUCUCUCCACCCCUCCUCGCGGCUCCCCAGCUCCCUGGGCUCCUUCCCCGUCUCCGCUGGGCCCCCAGCCUCCUCGUCGCGUCACCUGCACCCCUUCCUCUAUCCGCGGCCCCCGCUCCCUCCGCCCCCCCCUUCCCUCUCUCACUUCCCACGCCCCCUCUUCGCUCUGCUCUCUCCUCCCUUUGCUGCCCAGCCACGGCUCCGGAGUUGGGGGAGAGCCCAGGGUUUCGGUUGAUCCGGAGGAGGCGUGAAUUGCGCGGGGAUUGACUAAUUUGGGGUGGGGGGCGCGGUGGGCUAUGGAACAGCCCGAGGACAUGGCGUCGCUGAGCGAGUUCGACUCCUUGGCGGGCAGCAUCCCAGCCACCAAGGUGGAGAUCACCGUGUCCUGCAGGAACCUUUUGGACAAAGAUAUGUUCUCCAAGUCUGACCCACUAUGCGUCAUGUAUACUCAAGGGAUGGAGAACAAGCAGUGGCGGGAGUUCGGACGCACCGAAGUCAUCGACAACACACUCAAUCCUGACUUUGUGCGCAAAUUCAUUGUGGAUUACUUCUUUGAGGAGAAGCAGAACCUCCGUUUUGACUUAUAUGACGUUGACUCCAAGAGCCCUGAUUUAUCCAAACACGAUUUUCUGGGCCAGGCCUUCUGUACACUUGGAGAGAUCGUGGGGUCCCCUGGGAGCCGCCUGGAGAAGUCCCUCACGAUAGGAGCAUUCAGCCUGAAUUCCAGGACGGGCAAACCUAUGCCAGCUGUGUCCAAUGGUGGUGUCCCAGGGAAGAAAUGUGGCACCAUCAUCCUGUCUGCUGAGGAGCUCAGCAACUGCAGGGACGUCGCCACAAUGCAGUUCUGUGCCAACAAGCUGGACAAGAAGGAUUUCUUUGGGAAGUCUGACCCCUUCUUGGUAUUCUACAGAAGUAACGAGGAUGGAACGUUCACGAUCUGCCACAAGACCGAGGUCAUGAAGAAUACCCUAAACCCAGUCUGGCAAACGUUCUCCAUUCCCGUGAGAGCCCUGUGCAACGGGGACUAUGAUCGGACCAUCAAGGUGGAGGUAUACGACUGGGAUCGAGACGGCAGCCAUGACUUCAUUGGGGAGUUUACCACCAGCUACCGGGAGCUGGCCCGCGGGCAGAGCCAAUUCAACAUCUAUGAGGUAGUAAACCCAAAAAAGAAAAUGAAGAAAAAGAAAUACGUGAAUUCUGGCACGGUCACGCUGCUUUCCUUUGCUGUGGAGUCAGAGUGCACAUUUCUUGACUAUAUCAAAGGAGGGACCCAGAUCAACUUCACAGUGGCCAUUGAUUUCACGGCCUCCAAUGGGAACCCCUCGCAGUCCACGUCCCUGCACUACAUGAGCCCCUACCAGCUGAACGCCUAUGCACUGGCGCUGACUGCCGUCGGGGAGAUCAUCCAGCACUAUGACAGUGACAAGAUGUUCCCUGCCCUCGGCUUUGGGGCCAAACUGCCCCCUGACGGCAGGGUGUCCCACGAGUUCCCGCUGAACGGCAACCAGGAGAACCCCUCGUGCUGCGGCAUCGAUGGCAUCCUGGAGGCCUACCACCACAGCCUGCGCACUGUGCAGCUCUACGGCCCCACCAACUUCGCCCCCGUGGUCACCCAUGUGGCCAGGAACGCGGCCACAGUGCAGGACGGCUCCCAGUACUCGGUGCUGCUCAUCAUCACGGAUGGGGUCAUCUCGGACAUGGCGCAGACCAAGGAGGCUAUCGUCAACGCUGCCAAACUCCCCAUGUCCAUCAUCAUCAUCGGCGUGGGCCAGGCGGAGUUCGACGCCAUGGUGGAGCUGGAUGGUGAUGACGUGCGGAUCUCCUCCCGAGGAAAGCUGGCCGAACGGGACAUUGUCCAGUUCGUGCCCUUCAGGGACUACGUGGACCGCACAGGCAACCACGUGCUGAGCAUGGCGCGCCUGGCCCGGGACGUGCUGGCCGAGAUCCCGGACCAGCUGGUGUCUUACAUGAAGGCGCAGGGCAUCCGCCCUCGCUCCCCACCCAUGGCCCCAGCGCACUCGGCCCCCGAGUCCCCGGCCCGCACGCCCCCUGCUUCCCCUCUGCACACGCACAUCUGAAGCCUGGUCUGCUCAGAUGGCUGGGGUUUAGUCCAGUAGAAAGGAAGGCAGGGUGCCCAGACCCCCUACAGUCCACCCAGCCCAGCCUUUGGAACACCUGUGCCUGGGAAGCUGGCCAGGGGCAGGGCUUCUGAAGACUUCUCCCUAUAUGGCCCAAACACCCAGUUUGGGGGUACAGGUGGUAGAGGUGGGGAUCUGGGCCCCUUCUCGUCUCUUCUUUCCCUGACAUCUGGUUCUGGACCAGCCAGGAAGAUGUUAAUCAGGACGAUGGGGGUCCCCCUCAGCCCACCUGGGUAAUCCCAUCUGGUAUAUCACCCAGAAGCCUGGGCUGGGCCUCCCACCUCCAGGCCUCUUCUCUCUGCCUUCCUCCUGUGGUGUCUACUCCUACACCUGGCCCCUGACCCCCACCCCAGUAUCUCUCCUGUUCCUAUUUCCAAUGAACCCCAUGAGGCUGCUGAGUUUACAGGUACCCGAACAUGUGAACCCUCACUGGAACCCUUGCAUGCAGUGGGAGUCCUGCAGACCCAUGAAGGGGAGGCUGUGAUGGUGGAUGUAGGUCACACAGUGGACAAGGGAUGGAGGUUUUUCAGGCACGGGGUUCUUUCAGGUACCUCUCAAGCCCGGUAUGACGCUGGUUCUAGACACAAAGAUCCGCAGGCCUCUCCCUGAUCUGGGCUCACAGGCAGUCGGCUCCUGACUUCAGACGUCCCCUUUUCUCCCAGAGGCAUCCCAGGGUCCCUGGUGCCCACUCCUCUGCUGCCCACCUAGAGGCCUGGGCAAAAAGCAGCCCAGCCCCAGCACUCCCACACUGCCUGUCUACCCCAUGGGGACAGAGGAUGCGAGUCCUGCCUCUAGCCCCUGCCUGCUGUGGGAACCCAAGCGAGGCCCGUCUACCUUUACGGUCUCAGUUUCCACAUCUGUAAGGCAAGAGGAUUGAUCAGACAAGCCUGGGUUAAUCUUCAACUCUGACGCCCUGAGAGUCCAUUUUCCCACACCCGGCUUGCCCCAUCCCCCUCCUUGCCAGUGCAACCCCUUAAGGCCGUCUUGGCUCUAGGGUCACACUGUUCCAUCACAUCACAUAAACCCACCCUGGUCCUUCAGCCUUGGGCUCUGGCGUCUGCACCCAAGCCCCUGCCUCUGCUGUGGGAAAGGCAAGAAAGAUGAUCUCACCCCUGGGUCCACCCAGCUGCCCGGCCUUUUCCCACAUGCGGAGCAGGUCAUGCAUGCCAGUCUCUCCUGCCGCAUGGGGCUCCUCAGCCCACUGAACCUCCCGUGCCUGGGUGGAGACCAGGCCCCACCCUGUCUGCUGCCAGACACUGCUUCCCUUCCCGUCAUGCAUGAUGGUGGUGUUUCUACACUGUCUGGUCCUGUGCCCGUCUCUGAGACAGUCUCUGUGUGGCAUUUGCCUUAAACUGAAGUAAAUUUGGUUCUUUUACUAAA
Vicugna pacos (alpaca) is the source of this 3653-nucleotide messenger RNA. It is a transcript of the gene CPNE5, whose product is annotated as copine 5. Lineage: Eukaryota; Metazoa; Chordata; Mammalia; Artiodactyla; Camelidae. Gene Ontology annotation, molecular function: calcium-dependent phospholipid binding. The record is from RefSeq and is a predicted model, not a curated record. Gene Ontology annotation, biological process: cellular response to calcium ion. Gene Ontology annotation, cellular component: plasma membrane.